AUGGCGGCCCCGCCCCGCCCCGCCCCACCCUCGCGGCCCGGAAAGGCGGGAAAGGCGGCGCGCAGGCGCACGGGGCUGUGGAGCCAUGGCGCUGUGCGUGUGAGCACACAGGCGUCAAAGCAGGCACAGCUGAUGGAGGUGCUGAAGAAGGAGGUGAGGGCGAUGCUGAUAGCUGCCAAAGCGGGCUUGACKCCAGAGCAGCUGGAGGAGCAGUACAUGGCCAUGGUCUGCAAACCUCUCCCUCUGCACGACCUGGGCUUCCAGUCCACCUUGGAGCUGGUGACAAAAAUGCCYGAAGUUGUCCGAGUCUGUUCUUCUAAGAACGGCACUUUGAUCCUCAGAGCCAUUGCAGAUGACUCCACCAAAGGGAUUGCCAAGCUGGUUGCCAACCAGAAAGUGAAGACACGUACUAAGGCAACAAAGAAAGCUGCUAUGAAGGCAAAUGCURUUUCUUCCACUAAGAACUCUAAGAAUUCACGGAGUUUCCAAACACUGAGUGCCAGGACUCCCAUCCUGCCAGCGACGGUGAAGGCUGAGCUGCAGGACCUGCUGAGUUCCUCACCACUUCUGCUCAUGGACUUGGACAAGGCCUUCCUCAGACGCUUUGGCCGGGCAUUCCAGUACAGGCAGUACGGAUUUUUAUCCAUGUUUGAAGCCCUCAGAAGCAUGUCUGAUUCCAUUGUGGUUGAGCAGACAAAGGCAGGCUCCUUGCUGGUCCUGAGGAAGUACUGGGCAAGCAGGGUAGAACAGGAAGAGCUGCCCCAGCGUGAGGCUCUGGAGGAAGAGGUGCCUCACGGAGAGGCUCAAGARGAAGAGAUGCCUCAGGGUGAGGAAUGGGAAGAAGAGAUGCCCCAUGGUGAGGGACAGGAAGAAGAGAUGCCUCAGGGUGAGGGACAUGAAGAAGAGAUGCCCCAUGGUGAGGAACAGGAAGAAGAGAUGCCCCAUGGUGAGGAACAGGAAGAAGAGAUGCCUCAGGAUGAGGAACAGGAAGAGGAGAUGCUGCAAGAAGCAUCUGCAGCUGAGAUGCCUCCUUUGGAACCCAUUUGUGAGACAGAGAGUUUCUACCAGACAGUGUUUCUGAAGGAUUUGGAGCCAGUGCAAACACAAGCAGGUGAUCAUCUCAAGCGACAUCAAGGUUUUGAGCAGUUUCCACCGACUCCAGAAAUCCCUCCAGAUGCUGUUCAGGACAGAAGCCUUUGCAGUUUGCCACCUCUGAAGAAAGGGUGCAUGGUGGGAGUCAUUGUGGAAUUCAUCGUCUCUCCUAGCCAGUUCUACAUCCACAUCUGCUGCAAGGAAGCAUCCUAUAAACUGCAGGAUCUGAUGUUUGAGAUGAGACACGUUUACUCACAUAAAGUUGCUUCUGAUAAAUACAUCAUGCCUGAGUCUGCAGUGCAGCCUGGGCAGCUCUGCUGUGUCAUGGUCUCCAAGUGGUGGUACCGAGUGAUCAUCCACCGUGUGAUCAAUGAGCAGGAAGUGGARGUGUUCUGCGCAGACUACGGACACCUCCAAAUUGUCCAGAAGUCUUGGCUGAGAUUCCUCAAGUGGCGCUACUUGAAGCUCCCAGCUCAGGCCAUCCCGUGUUCUUUGGCAUGGGUAAAACCUGUGGAGGGUACGUGGUCCACUGCAGCAAUUCUCCUGUUCAAGCAUCUCUGUCGCUUCAAGGAACUUGUGGGCAUUGUGCAUAAAUAUGUGAAUGGUGUUCUGUACCUCUUCCUGUGUGACACAUCCACCAAGGAGGAUAUCUACUUCCACUCUGUCUUGAGGGAUAUGGGAUAUGCUGACUUGUGCGAAGAGAACAUUCCUUCCCRGGAAUUUGAAGAACUGAAUCCUUCGGCCUUGUAUAUUCAGCCUAGUGGGAAGCAGGAGAAUGCUGAAGGGGUAGAGCCAGACCUUCGCCUGCAGCAGGAAUCUUCCUCAGGCAGGGAAACAGCAGCCUCAAAGCUGAAUGGRGCUGAGCUGUGUGACCAGAUGAAGAAAACAUGAAGACCAAGACCUUCCCGGGAGUCUCGUGGUCGACCUCUGUGGUGCUCUGGGCUGUGUGACCAAGAGCCACCUCAGGAACUGUGUCCUUCCUGCCCUGCUCUCUGCAGUGCUGGCAGCUUCAUGAUCGGCCACUUCUCGUGCCUAMUUCCAGUGGCUCCCCAGCCUGAGAAGGAAGGUGUGAUAAGAGGGGAGAYGCUGGAGCUGCUGCCAAGGAGGGCUGUCUGGGGCAGCACAGGCUCUCUGUAUGACUGUGCUGUCAGGGUUUUUUUGUUCAGAAAUGUUUAAUCCCUUGAAAAAAACUGGAGUGUGAUGCCUCGGGUGUGCCCAGCAUGUGUGAUAAAUGUUAGUUUURCUUUCAGAAAAAUGGUUUGGUUUUGUUGUACCGGUGGUGUACUGAG
Malurus melanocephalus (red-backed fairy wren) is the source of this 2381-nucleotide messenger RNA. RefSeq names its product tudor domain containing 5 (gene TDRD5). The coding region runs from base 1 to 1983 and encodes 660 amino acids. The record is from RefSeq and is a predicted model, not a curated record. Gene Ontology annotation, biological process: spermatogenesis. NCBI's taxonomy places the organism in Eukaryota, Metazoa, Chordata, Aves, Passeriformes, Maluridae. The transcript is spliced from 10 exons.